This is a messenger RNA of Penicillium griseofulvum, 699 nucleotides long. RefSeq lists its product as uncharacterized. Gene Ontology annotation, molecular function: ubiquitin conjugating enzyme activity. The transcript has 3 exons. Gene Ontology annotation, biological process: proteasome-mediated ubiquitin-dependent protein catabolic process; protein polyubiquitination. Bases 1 to 699 code for a protein of 232 amino acids. Lineage: Eukaryota; Fungi; Ascomycota; Eurotiomycetes; Eurotiales; Aspergillaceae. The record is from RefSeq and is a predicted model, not a curated record.
AUGGCCGAGCGCAUCCUCAUGAACGAAUUUAAGGCCCUUCUCAAAGAGAAGUGGGUUCACGUCCAGUUGCACAAUGAUGACAUCUUCAACUGGGAUGUCGCCCUGAUCGUAAUCAACCCGGACUCUAUGUACUACGGCGGCUACUUCAAAGCCUCUAUGACAUUCCCCUCCAACUACCCCUACGCCCCACCAAAGUUCCGCUUCCUGAGUCCGAUCCACCAUCCAAACAUAUACACGAACGGCAAUCUAUGCAUCUCCAUCCUUCACGCGCCCGGCGAAGAUGAGAUGUCCGGCGAACUUGCCUCGGAGCGCUGGUCUCCUGCCCAGCGCGUGGAAUCGGUCCUGAUUUCCAUCAUCUCUCUGCUUGACGAUGCCGAGCCUUCCUCCCCCGCGAACGUCGACGCUGCCGUCUUGUUCCGCAAGGACCCAGAACUCUACCGUCAACUUGCGAAAGAGGAUGUUGAGAAGUCAAAGCUCGAUAUUCCCGCCGGCUUCGAGAUGCCCACACACGAUACUCCCGUUCGCGAGGUUGCCGAGAAGGAAGACCACGAUUUCUGGGCUGAUAGCGAUGCAGACAGCGAGUUCGGUGGCAGUGACUCUGACGCAGAACUCGACAUGGGCGUGUCUAGCGGUAGUGAUCUAGAGCUGGAUGAGGAUGAAUCGCCCGACGAUGAUUCCACAGAGACGAAGAAGGCGUAA